GCCUUGAACUGCCACAGAAUGAAGCCUGCUCUUUUCAGCGUGCUGUGUGAGAUCAAGGAAAAAACAGUGUUAAGUAUUCGCGGUAUUCAGGAAGAAGAUCCCCCAGAUGCUCAGCUAAUGAGACUAGAUAACAUGUUGCUGGCAGAGGGUGUCUCCGGGCCCGAGAAAAGAGGAAGAGGAGGACCGAUGGCUGUAGCAGCAACAUCAGGUGGCUGUCCAAAUGACAAUAGCAUUGAACACUCUGACUACAGGGCCAAGCUGUCACAGAUCCGACAGAUAUACCACUCUGAGCUAGAGAAAUAUGAACAGGCCUGCAGUGAGUUCACCACCCACGUUAUGAACCUGCUUAGGGAACAGAGUAGAACAAGACCAAUUUCACCAAAAGAAAUAGAGCGCAUGGUGAACAUAAUCCACGGCAAAUUCAGCACCAUCCAGAUGCAACUGAAGCAGAGCACGUGUGAGGCAGUAAUGAUCCUGCGUUCACGCUUUCUUGACGCAAGGCGUAAACGACGUAACUUCAGCAAACAGGCAACGGAAGUACUGAAUGAAUAUUUUUAUUCGCAUCUGAGUAAUCCUUACCCCAGUGAAGAGGCCAAAGAAGAGCUAGCAAAGAAAGGUGGCAUCACAGUUUCACAGGUUUCCAACUGGUUUGGUAACAAAAGAAUUCGAUACAAAAAAAACAUGGGGAAGUUCCAGGAAGAAGCUAAUAUUUAUGCUGCAAAAACAGCAGUGGAUGCAACUAAUGUCGUGGCUCAAGGCAACCAGGCAAAUUCUCCAUCUACACCAAAUUCAGCUUCCUCUGGCUCUUUUAAGAUGACAAAUUCUGGAGAUUCGUUUAUAAACUUGCAGUCAUUGACUUCCUACCAGAGCUCCCCAGUGGGAGGCAAUGUGCAGUCACAGAUGGAUUCCUUGCAUCAUGUCAUACACCAGACAGGAAGAUAUGACACAAUUGUGGGGAAUCCUUUGUAUACGACGCAGCGCAUAGAUGCUAAUGGCAGCUGGCAGGAUGCUACCACCCCUUCAUCAAUCACUUCACCUGCUGGAGACCCUGGAAGUGUUAAUUCGGAUGCGUCUAAUUAA
Messenger RNA from Phaethon lepturus (White-tailed tropicbird), 1080 nucleotides. RefSeq names its product pre-B-cell leukemia transcription factor 3-like. Gene Ontology annotation, biological process: regulation of transcription by RNA polymerase II; neuron development; embryonic organ development. Gene Ontology annotation, molecular function: RNA polymerase II cis-regulatory region sequence-specific DNA binding; DNA-binding transcription factor activity, RNA polymerase II-specific. The transcript is spliced from 8 exons. Bases 19 to 1080 code for a protein of 353 amino acids. NCBI's taxonomy places the organism in Eukaryota, Metazoa, Chordata, Aves, Phaethontiformes, Phaethontidae. The record is from RefSeq and is a predicted model, not a curated record. Gene Ontology annotation, cellular component: nucleus.